Molecule: messenger RNA, 1755 nt
Organism: Phaedon cochleariae (mustard beetle)
Lineage: Eukaryota; Metazoa; Arthropoda; Insecta; Coleoptera; Chrysomelidae
Source: the annotation of a GenBank genome assembly
AACUUCAACUUGUUUCCUUGUUUGUUCUUGGUUCUACAUAGUCUUGAUUUAUAUUGAUGUGAUCUAAUCAAAAAUCCAUUUUCAAGAAAAUUCCUCGGAAAAUUCCAAUCAUGUCUUCAAAGCAAGGACAUGAAUGUUAUAUGGAUAAUAUUAAAGUUAAGAUUUCUGAAAGAUUUAAACCACCUCCUCAUAUAAAUGUAGCUGUUCCAUAUGCACAGAGACUUGCAAUUACUCAACAAAUUCAAGAAAAUAUGCCAAAUUAUGAAUUCCAUUUGGAGAGAACAGUCUUGGAUAAAAUGCGUGAAUGGAAGAGCUAUAGGAGAUCUGUGUCAGAAGAUAGAAGAUCUAGAUUAGAAAAAGCUAGAGAUCAAAUGAAAAAGGAUCUAGAAAAUACUGAGGAUCAAUUAGAAGAAGUAGAACUUAAGACUGUUACUGAGACUGGGACUACUGCUUACAGUGAUAAUAAUUUUAUUUCAAUGCCUUCAAGUAAUCCCAUAAGCACUAGUAUUAAUCAGAGUUAUUUGAGCUAUUCUACAGACAAUAAUAUUCUUGUCCCUACACAAGCUAUGAAUCAUUACUCAAAUAUCCUGACACCUAUACCUCUACAAACUCUAGGAAAUCAACCAUACACCUGCAAGCAGAAUGAUAAAAGUCCAUUCAACAUUUCUGAUUUUGAAAAUGACACUUCUAGUCCUUUUGAUAACAUGGAACUUAAAUCUAUCAAUGAUAUGGAGGAGCUAGCUCAAGUUUUGAACAAGGGCAAGAGUUUUGGUACUAAUACUCCUGUUUAUUCAAAUUAUCAACAUCAACCAGUUCAAGCUAGUAGUUCUCAGAUCCAACCAACAUAUUCUAGUUAUUUCAACAACCAGUACAGCUACAACAUUCCAAACUCAAUUUCCUACAUUCAGCCAACAACAAGUGAUUAUUCACAAAUGAAUGGUUGUUAUUAUCCACAGCAGGGCCAGCCUUUACAAUCACCAUACUUCUUUUCAAAACCUAGCACGGUGGAUCAUGUUCACACAACACCAAUUCAGUCCCCUCCUAGCAAAUCCAGCUGCAAAAGUGUCCCAGACAUUGUGAGAGCCCUGGAGAAUGAGUUGGAGCAAACUCACCUGGGCACCUCUGCUCCAAAGGAUUCCUUCAUUGCAAAUAAUCAGGGAAGCAGGCCUAAGAGUACUGAUCCUGUGUACCCCAGACCCAAGAUCAAAGGAGAUCAGUUGGACAAUCCUUUCAACUUGUUGACAAAAAAUCAACAGGAUGUGUGCAAGGCAAUCAGCUCCAUGGGGUUUCCACUUUCCAGGGUAGCCAGGGCUUGUAGGAUAUUUUUGGAUGACCAGAAAAAGAUUGUGGAACAUCUUUUGGCUCUAACGGAUUUAUUAGAUUUAGGAUUCUCAGAAAACGACGUCUCAAGUGUGCUAAUUCAGUGUGACAAUGACAGAGACAAGGCUUUAGAUAAGUUGAUAUCAUAAAAUCCUCCUUUUAUGGCUGUGCUCUUUCAUAAUUUUUGUGCAGGAGAUGUGGUGUAAUUAAUUUAUAUUUAUUUAUUUGUAAAUCAAAUCUCAUUUGUAUCCAAUAUUCCUGUUUAAUUUCAAUACCUUUUUUGGCAACUGUGGCUGGAAAAGUGAGAAAAAAAAACAUACCAUCACAAUAUAAUCAUAUAUUUAUCACUUUGAUGAAAAAAUUAUACAUUAAUAUUGCAGCUUUAAGAAUUAAUAAUAUAAUUCAGUAGGAAAAUAUAUUUACUAUUCAAUUUUU